AUGGAAGAUCCUUUAGCUAAUGCAGUUGUACCUGCGCCGGCCUCGAACCCUUUCCUCAGCCUUCCGAUUGAUAUCCUCGUUGAAGUCACAAAGAGCCUUAGAUUUCGCGACCUCAUUGCGCUUUCCCUAACAACAAAGGGGCUUCAAUACCUCCGUCCAAAACGUCCUGAGAACAAACGAGAGCUGAGAUGUUUCCUCCGAAUUCAUCGGCAGUUCCUCUCCAAUGAAUAUGUACCACAGAGUCAACACAAAUCGACACGAAGGAAGCCUCAGCACAUUCCUCCUGCCAAUUGCCCAUAUUGUCAACAUCGUCUGUGUCCUCCAACUUGCGAAACUGCUCUCUUUCUAGAUUCCGAUAGCGGCUUCUUUUUCCCAAAACAUUUAUUUCCGACCCAUCUUGCCAAGUUUAAAUAUGGAGGGAAAUAUGCCAGUUAUAUAAAGGGACUUGAAGACAGCUAUCCUUCACAGAAGCGUUCUGGCCAGACCUACUUUUAUUCUACAAUAUGGUGUGAACAUCACAGAUGUCCACGGGAUAUGUUGUCCAAGAAUAAAUAUUACAACCCCGAAAGUGACCUUGGAGUACCAUUAUUCCUGAAGGAAUACUACCACUGGAGACAAACUAAACUACUAUCCCAGGAAGUUGGAAUAGGAUAUUGGGUGCAUGAUCGAUGGAAAGUUGGGUAUCGGCUUCCACCUGGAGUACAAGACCCGAAAGCCAUCAAAGAGGACGACUUGAUCCCUAUUCACGAGAAAUUCUUCUACGACUCAAUGUGUUUACACUGUCUCUCAGAGCUCCCAUUUGAUUCAUCACCAGACUACUGGCGUCAGGCGCAGUUCCUUGCAUACAGGUGUUCGUGUCAUGAAGACGGGAAGAUUUCCAAGGGGAGUGAAAAUGAGAAGCGGGUACUAGUACGGCAACGAGGUCGGGGGACCUGUAUCCGCAUCGACCGCCCUGUAGUAGAACACCGGGGAUGUAAAAGCUGCGGCUACGUGAGCAUGAAGUUCACACGGAUUGAAGCCUUUGACUUUGUACAAAAAAAAGAGGACGGAACCAAUAUACAAAACGGGAGGACCGAGGGAUAUUGGGCAUACUUGGCCACAGAGUGUAAAUUGGGUCUUUCGCCUGCCGGAUACCGAGGGGAUGAAAAACAGAGGAUGUAUCCCGUUAGGCCCCAAGAAGAUGCUAAGUUCCUAGAUAUUAUACGUGGCCUGGGAUACGGCAUGAUCCCGCUCAGCCCACCAAGAGUUGGAAUACAGGAUCUUCCGUAUAAGGUCCUUGGCCAAAUACUUGGAUAUUUGGCUCAAGAAACGGACCCGGAUGAGGAUGAGUAUCUCUUUGCAUUGCGCGCCAGUUAUUGUUUCAUUAAAUGCUGGUAUGGCAGCGAGGCCAUGGCUAGGAUAGUACAAAAUCUCACUGAGCCAUACUACGUUCAAGCUCAUCAACUGCUGCAAUACAGCCAUAAUUUUGAAACAAGGGAGAAUUAUAUCCUAGGUCAAAAGGAUCACAAAGCUAGGAAGCUGACUCUGGAAGCUCACAGGUAG
Orbilia oligospora ATCC 24927 is the source of this 1542-nucleotide messenger RNA. RefSeq lists its product as uncharacterized. Bases 1 to 1542 code for a protein of 513 amino acids. Gene Ontology annotation, molecular function: protein binding. The record is from RefSeq and is a predicted model, not a curated record. Lineage: Eukaryota; Fungi; Ascomycota; Orbiliomycetes; Orbiliales; Orbiliaceae. The transcript has a single exon.